GCUACCUCCGAUCGGUUCGGGCCAUCAGCCACAGUUUCAGUUGGAAGAUCGCGCUCAGUUGGUUUGGACGUAUUCGCGGAGUUCCAGGGAGAGCACAGCCAACUACCACUUUUGGAACAUUUGUUUUUGAGCCGCUCUUGAACUACGGACAGCGUGUGAGGCAUAGAGCAGGAGAACAAGAAACAAACAAACCGUUCUUGUUGUUGCUGAAGUGGCUAUGAAAAUGAUUGGAAGCGACUAUGUACUGGAAGCGCACAACAUAUUCCACACCACCGAGGUGGAUGGCGGCGGCUGCUUCAAUGGAGCCGGCAAUUCGGCCCUGGUGCUCAAAGGCGUCAACCUCACCGUCCACAGUGGCGAAGUGAUGGCCAUACUGGGCUCAAAGGGCAGUGGAAAGAGGGCCUUGUUGGAUGUCAUUUCGAGGCGUGCCGAUGGAGCCACCCGCGGUCAGGUGCUACUGAAUGGAUCUCCGUUGUCCAAGGCCUUGUUCCAGCAGCGAUGCGGCUAUGUGACACAAUCCUGCACCUUUGUGCCCGGCCUGACGGUGGCCCAGACCCUCCACUACACGCCAACGAUUUUGAGUGGCUAUCUAAAGAGUUCCAAGGUGCGACAAGUGCUGGCUGAUUUGGCCCUAUCGCAGGUGGCCCACAAGCGUGUGGAGUAUCUGAACAUCAGUGAGGCGAGACGCCUGGCCAUUGGCAUACAACUGGUCAGAGAUCCAGUAAUGCUAUUGCUGGAUGAGCCUACGCAUGGACUCGAUCCCCUGAGCGCCUAUCUGCUGAUAUCCAUUCUAUCCAACACGGCCAAGAAAACUGGAUGUGGGAUUUUACUUUCGCUAGAGAAGCCACGCUCCGAUGUGUUCCCAUUCUUGGAUCGUGCUCUGUUUCUGUGCCUGGGCGGUGUUGUGUACUCUGGUGGCACUCGCGCCAUGCUGGAGUACUUCCAUGGCAUUGGUUUUCCCUGCCCCCAGCUGGAGAAUCCCCUCAUGUAUUAUCUCUGCCUGUCCACUGUGGAUCGUCGCAGCCGUGAUAGGUUCUUGGAGUCCAGCCAGCAAAUCGAGGCGCUUGUGGAACGAUUCUCCAGAGAAACUCCUAUCUCUGAUGCGCCAUUGAAUAACAUGGGAUCGGGCAAGGUUCCACUGGCCUACGGAAAACCGGGAGAGCUUAAAGUCUGGGUUAUGCUGUACUUGAAACUGCUUGCAUCCACCUUCUCCUGCGGUCUGGUUGGCAUGAAGACGCUUUUCCUCCGACUGCUGCUGCUUCCCAUAGCCUUGAGCAUUCUUUGGGCUUUCUAUACAAAUGUGGGGGAUGAUGCACAUGGCUUCUUCACCAGAAAUGGCAUGAUUCUGAAUAUAUUGGGAUUGUCCUAUGGCUGCGGUAUUCUGACCACCAUAUCUCUAUUUCCAGUUUGGCGAAAAAAGCUCUCACAGGACACCCCAGAGGGUCUGUACUCCGGCACCACACUUCUUAUUGCGUACAAUGCCGUAUCCAUUCCAUUCUCUGCUGUAUCCGCGGUCAUAGCCAGCUGUGUGGUGUAUCCAUUGCUGCUGGAUUUGAAGUACAACAACGGCAUAGUAUUUGCCUACCUUUUUGUGGCACUUUGGUCCAGUUUUGUGCUCGCCGAACAGCUCACAAUUGCCUUUCUCCUGGUGGUCAAGGUUCCCUUCAAUGCAGCCAUCGCGGUGACCUAUGCGCUGGUCAUCAGCAUUGCCCUGGCUAGUGGUACAGUGCGAUCCUUCAAGGGGCUACAGCCCUGGCUGCAGGACAACACCAAGGGCACACAUACGCGCUACGCAUCUUCCCUGUUGCACAGCAUCGCCUUCCAAACGCGAAAGUUGAAUUGUACGCCCACUGCCUCCGUAAUUUGCCCCAAGCCAACGGACUUUAUGCACGAGCGUCUGGGCUUGCCACAUCCAGAUGAAACCAUUGAUGUGGCUGCUUCUUGUGCGUUUGCUGUGGGCCUGGCUGCCUUUAACAUGCUCGUGUAUUUGUUCCCCAUGCCGCGCUGUGUGCGACAAAAGUUUAAGGACUGAUCUGGCGAUAUUCCACACUGCACAACAUGACUAACUUUAUUUAUUUUAAGUGUACUUUUCAAUAAAACUAAAAACAUAAACAUUAAACACCAA
Messenger RNA from Drosophila pseudoobscura, 2125 nucleotides. RefSeq names its product ATP-binding cassette sub-family G member 5. The transcript is spliced from 12 exons. Gene Ontology annotation, biological process: transmembrane transport. Bases 218 to 2032 code for a protein of 604 amino acids. The record is from RefSeq and is a predicted model, not a curated record. Gene Ontology annotation, cellular component: plasma membrane; ATP-binding cassette (ABC) transporter complex. Gene Ontology annotation, molecular function: ATP binding; ATP hydrolysis activity; ATPase-coupled transmembrane transporter activity. NCBI's taxonomy places the organism in Eukaryota, Metazoa, Arthropoda, Insecta, Diptera, Drosophilidae.